Alternaria burnsii is the source of this 474-nucleotide messenger RNA. RefSeq lists its product as uncharacterized. The record is from RefSeq and is a predicted model, not a curated record. The transcript has a single exon. Bases 1 to 474 code for a protein of 157 amino acids. Lineage: Eukaryota; Fungi; Ascomycota; Dothideomycetes; Pleosporales; Pleosporaceae.
AUGUUCUCUAACCCGCCUGUCACUCUCAGUAAAACCGGGCCGUUGUUGCCAGACACCAAGAUACCAAUUUUGAAGCCUCCGAAACCACUACAAGUAACCUCCGCUUCGACCUUUGCUCCUUAUCCUCCAAUGUCACCUCGUUCCGUGUCUCCUUUCACACGCGGAGCUCAAAUCGCACUCGAAAACCUCCUGUCAGACCACCAGUCUGAUCCUCUUGCCAGUUUGAUCGAUUUGGUAGAAGAACUGGAUGACACAAGGCCGAUCGUGAACGAUUGGGAGCAUAUUACUGUGAUGAAAGGGGGUAGUUGGAUCUAUCAAGUGAUGCGCGAUGUUUGGGAGGGGACUGCAAAUGAAACAGAUGAUGAGGAUGACGAGAUGAAGGAUGAGGAAAUCGAUAUUGAGUGUAUCUUGGUGAAGGUUGCGGAAUGCGUUGAGAGAGAGAUGGAGGGGUUGCGUGGCAGUGAACAGGUAUAG